Messenger RNA from Thalassophryne amazonica, 1938 nucleotides. RefSeq names its product ladinin (gene lad1). NCBI's taxonomy places the organism in Eukaryota, Metazoa, Chordata, Actinopteri, Batrachoidiformes, Batrachoididae. The record is from RefSeq and is a predicted model, not a curated record. The transcript is spliced from 14 exons. Gene Ontology annotation, molecular function: structural molecule activity. The coding region runs from base 94 to 1410 and encodes 438 amino acids.
CGGCGCUCCCAAGGGUAAAGGUGGUUCUGUUUAGUGCCGCGCUGACUGUUAUUUGGUUGCUGUUCUCAACAGGAACGUUUUCACUUUUCCAACAUGUCCAUCAGCCGGAAGAACUGGUCAGCGUUGUCCAGCCUAACGCGCCAGUGGACGAUGGAAGAUGAAGAGGAAGUAGAGAGGGAGAAGAGGAGGAGGGUGAGGAGCUCCAGCAGUACCGCUGACCUUGAUUCUGAGUCUAACCAAACAGCCGGAGACACACCCACCGCCGACGGCACCCGCGGGACAGACGGCACAAAUGAGGUGUCCCUGAGCCCCAGCAGUCAGGAGCAGCUACAGUUGGAUUUUGUGGAGAUGCUGCGUCUGCGAGAUGAAAAGCGAAGGCUGAGACAUGUGGAGGCGCUGAGGAGACAGAAAGAGAAGGAGGAGGUUGAAGCAGGAGUCUGCACAGGAGGAGAAAGCAGGGCCAGGAUGGAUGAAGGAGGUGCACCGCCUUCAGUGAGCUCCACAUCCAAACCAGAGCAGUCCGUAAAAGCAACCCCUCACAGUCCCACCAGCACCACCCUCACAGACACACAGCAUAAAAGUGAUUGUUCACCAGGCGGCCCUGUCAAUUACGAGCCCCCUUCCAGCCGGACCCGUAAAUUUGUCAGUUCUGUGUCCAUCUCACUUGACCGGACUCCGUCUGUCAGUGAGUGUAGCACUCCCAUGAGCCCUCGCUCCCCUACGGACCCUUUUUACCCUCAAGAACAUUGGCCCUCACCUUGCCAGAGUCCAACUCCUGCAGGAACCCGAAGCCCCGCUCAGAGCCAACAGACACAAGAGGCUGGUGUGAAUGGAUCCUCAGCCAGCUCUGAACAGACCCCCAAACCUGCCUUGAUCAGAAAGAGCUCCAGGACUGUGUCUUUCAGGAUGAUGAGAAAGAAAGAAGAGCAUAUGGCUUUCCAAAGGAGUGCAAGUGUCAGGAUGGCUUCCAAGAAAUUUGAAUCCAACAUGGAUCAAAACCAAGAAGACAAACCUCCAUCUUUCCAGAGAAAUUCCAGACAGAGGGUGUCAUCCAGGUCCAUUCAGGAGAAGAUGGAGCGACUUUCCCAGGCUGCACAGAAGUCAGAAAUGCCGCGAUCUCCAGAUGUGACCCAAAGGACCCUGGUCCUGCAUGACGCAGUGUCCAGGAAGAGAGAUCUUUAUGAGCAGAAGGCAUCGAGUCCCACCAGUCCUGGAGUUUCCAAACAGGAAUUCAGAAGCUUCUCAUCAGGAGUAUCAGAGCGGAUCAAUCGUUGGAUCAGCAAGGCCAGCCAACAUGGAUCUUCACACAUUUCUAGGGACAUGAAACAUGUGGAUAUUAGCAGUAAGAGAAGCCUGUUUGAAACAGAAGACAAUACCGCAAAAGCCAACAAUAAAAAAUUCCACACUUGAAGGAUGACUUUUUAAAAUGCCCAGUCGGUCUGUGUGUAAUGGAGUCAGGAGAAGGAGAGACCUGGAGCAUUGCUGGACGAGAUGACUGAUUCUUUCUUUGAGGUUUUUUUUUUUUUUAAGUUUUUCUUCAUCUUGCACAGGAUGGAACGAAAGGCGACAGCAAGACAAACAGGGAUGGGACUUGUAGCUUUGAAAGACUGAAUGAGACUGUUUUGCUUCUCUGAUUUGUUUCACUUACACAUUGUUUCAAACUUUAGCAUGAAAGAAACUCUGAGACAUGAUUCAUUGUGUGGCAGCAUGAGAAAAAAAGACAUGUGAGAACACAAGAAACUUGAUGGAUAAAGAGGUUUCAGAUGUUUGUUGCAAACCUCUUUGUCCCAACAUUAUGAUUAAUAAAUGAGAAUUAUUUUUAUUGAAUUACAUCCAAUUUUGGAGAGCAUAAUCUCCAAAAAUGUAGGUUUUUGGGGGAUUUUCGGUCCUUGUGGGUGAGUUGUUGCCUUUUAAAGAAUAAAGUGUUUUACAACGACA